GGCUCACUGCUACCGUGAGGACCUGAAGCAGCGACAGCAGUAACAUGUAAAAGCUACGGCUCCUUCACUUCUGAUUCAUGGAGGAAGGAAGGAAGGUCCCCCUGCCCCCCUUGGAGACCAUGGAAAACUCCCUGUGCAACUAUCAGAAAAGCUAUGAUCUGUGCAGUCAGGGCCACCAGGAGUGCUGCGAGAGGGUGGUCAUCAAUGUGUCGGGGCUCCGCUUUGAGACCCAGGUCAAGACGCUUCGCCAGUUCCCAGACACCCUGCUGGGCGAUCCCCAGAGGAGAAUCCGCUACUUCGACCCUCUGAGGAACGAGUACUUCUUCGACAGGAACCGCCCGAGUUUCGAUGCGAUCUUGUACUAUUACCAGUCCGGGGGGAGGUUGAAAAGACCAAACAGCGUCUCCCUGGAUGUCUUCAUGGAGGAGAUGAGGUUCUACGAGCUGGGAGACGAGGCGAUGUCCCGGUUCCGUGAGGAUGAGGGCUUCAUCAAGGAAGAGGAAAAGCCAAUGCCGAACAACGAGUUUCAAAGGCAGCUUUGGUUACUCUUUGAGUACCCCGAGAGCUCGCCCCCUGCCAAGGUUGUUGCUAUCAUUUCAGUACUGGUGAUUCUGAUCUCCAUCGUGGUCUUCUGUUUGGAGACCCUGCCUGAAUUCAGGGAUGAGCUGGACCCUACUUUGCCAAUAUACCCCCACCGAGGGAACAGCACCCACUUGGAGGGGAUGGGCAACCCCUUCCACGAUCCCUUCUUUGUGGUGGAGACUAUGUGCAUUUGUUGGUUCUCUUUUGAACUCUUCCUGAGGUUCAUCGUCUGUCCCAGCAAACCUGGAUUCUUCAAGAACAUCAUGAACAUCAUUGACUUUGUGGCCAUCAUCCCCUACUUUGUGGCACUGGGCACCGAGUUGGCUAGACAGCGCGGGGUGGCCCAACCAGCCAUGUCUCUUGCUAUCCUCAGAGUCAUCCGUCUAGUCAGGGUCUUCAGAAUCUUCAAACUAUCCAGGCACUCCAAGGGACUGCAGAUCCUGGGACAGACUCUGAAAGCCAGCAUGAGAGAGUUGGGUCUCCUCAUUUUCUUUCUCUUCAUUGGGGUAAUCCUCUUCUCUAGUGCUGUCUACUUUGCUGAAUCAGAAGACAAAAACACCAUUUUUACCAGCAUCCCCGAGUCCUUUUGGUGGGCAGUUGUCACAAUGACCACCGUGGGCUAUGGGGACAUGUACCCAAUUACUCUCGGAGGCAAGAUCGUGGGAUCUCUCUGUGCCAUUGCUGGUGUGCUCACCAUCUCCUUGCCCGUACCUGUGAUUGUCUCCAAUUUCAGUUAUUUCUACCACAGGGAGAUCGAAAAUGAGGAUCAAAGCCACUAUUCACAUGUGACGACAUGUCCUUACCUGCCCCCAAGUCCCAAAACACAAUCAGUGACUGGGAAAAGCACCGAAGUGGAAGAUGAUCUUAUCAACAAUUUCUGCGCACCUCUACAAAGUGACAUGUUGGAUGGUUUUUGCCCCACUGACAGCGGAAACCUGGAAUCCACUAUUUCUCCGAACAGGAAACCCUUGGUCACCCAAGUUUGACUUGAUUCCCCCCCUUUCGAAGCUGCUUUAUACAUGAAUGCAAAAAA
Molecule: messenger RNA, 1615 nt
Organism: Carcharodon carcharias (great white shark)
Lineage: Eukaryota; Metazoa; Chordata; Chondrichthyes; Lamniformes; Lamnidae
Product: potassium voltage-gated channel subfamily A member 1-like
Exons: 1
Coding region: 78-1568 (496 amino acids)
Biological process (GO): potassium ion transmembrane transport; protein homooligomerization
Cellular component (GO): voltage-gated potassium channel complex; membrane
Molecular function (GO): protein binding; delayed rectifier potassium channel activity
Source: RefSeq, a predicted model, not a curated record